CGCCUCUCCGUCACGUGCACGUGUCGAUAGUAUGUAUGUAUGUAUGUAUCUCUCCAUGCCAUGUGUGUACAGUGAGUACGUACGUGUGGGGUGGGGACUGCACAUUCGCUCUGCCUACACUGACUGACUGCAUGUUCGAACGAACGGUGCGGUGUGUCGGUCAAAACCUCUGGCUGCAUGAAUUGCCUGCCGCCCUCCUCUCUCUCUCUCUCUCUCUCACUCUCUCUCGUCUACGGCACGGCACGCACACACAGAAAAACCUACCACUCCCUAUGUCACAUCAUCAUCACUCAUCCAGCCGCCACGCCACGCCACCCGACCAAAAACAGCUAGCUGCCCACAGGCGCACCUCAUCGCAGUCAUUCACUCGAGUCAGCCAGCCCCCAGCCUCUCAGACGUCUGUGUGGCGUUCCGUCGGUCACAUGACGCUUGCAGCACUCAGCAACACCUGAUUAUUGCACACACAGACACACACACAGACAGACGCACACACACUGAGAAUGGGCACGUGCAUCUUCGGCUGAGGUUGCCAAUCACUCACCUCUGACGUGAUGCCUCUACACCGUGGGCAGUCCUCAUUCUUGCCAGCUGCACACACACACACACCCACACACACACGCACACACAUACAUAUACACCCCAGCACUACCACAGCAUGCCUGCCUCCCUCUCCGUCUCGAUCCCUCUCUCCACCACAGCAGAGUGCUCACCUCUCUCGUCCACAAGUGCUGCGUCUUCGUCAGCCGGCGGCAUGAUCAGCGGCGGCGGCCUCUUGAGCGCGUUGUGGUGCCUCUUGGCGAUGACACGCGGCAUCGAAGGGUCGGUCUUGUCCAUGACGGGGUUGCUGAUGGGCUUGUUGACGCACCGCGGCAGACAGGCCACGUAGUAAGCCGGGUCGUAUGUGGGGUCGGGCGGGGCCUUGCCGAACUCAAAUCGACAGGAGAAGUCGGUGUAGUUGGGUCGCAUGAAGAGGUCGACGCCCAUGUCUUCUUUGAAGAACUGCUGGGUGGGGACCUUGCAGCCAUUCAGACACAGUGACGCACACCUGAAACACUCACACACACACACACACACAGAGAGAGAGAGAGAGACAAUCACCUGACCAGAUCUCACGCCCAUCAGUGCAUGUCAGUGCAGUACUCACCCUGACUCCUCGAGGUAUCUGCAUCGUUUGAUGAGCACCCCCUCCCCCCUCCCCACCGUGCCGUCGUCGUGCUCCACGUCGCACACCUCGGCGUCGCCCACCAGCCAAUAAGACACCUUGGUCGUGAAAAAGGCAUUCAGCCUCCGCGAGAUGACCGGCAACGGCUUCGCGAAAUACUCGCGAAAGGCCGCCGGCAGCCACUUGGGCAUCAUGCCUGUUGCCCAAGAGGGAGAGGGAGAGAAGGAUCCAUCAGAUGAAUGUGGUGUCCGUGGUUUGUGUUGGCUGCAUUCCGUGCAUACCCGCGAUGAUUCGCCUGCUGGCUGCGUGGACUUGGCGCGGGUCUGGGGAGCGGAAUAUGACGUCGCGGACCAUCUCGACUGUGCCCUUGAAGGACUCAUCAGGAUGCAUCCACCUACACAGAACCACACACGCACACAACCAAGUGCACACGUAGACGCCGUGAUGCCCGCGAGCAAAACAGUCGCCUCCCGUACCCGGCCUCCUCCGCCACUUGUUUCCUGAACAGCCUGUGCAGGAAUCUGUCUGUGCGAGAGAAGGUCUCGUCACCGUCGUCGGGGCGCGGAUCUGAUGGACCUGUCGGCCGCUGCAGCUCCGGGAUCUCAACCGGCGAUACCUGCACACCACAUGCGGCCAUGGAUGCGUGUAUCCAAACACAUAUUUGAUGCGUGCUGCAUUGACUUACUCGCGGGGAUGGCGUGUCGUCCUUGACCCGUGUGGUGGCAGCCGACAGCCUGCUGUUCCAUCUCCUGCGCAGAGGGCUGAGAUCUGCAGGGCCUUGCCUGAGUGGCGGCCGAUGAGGCGCGAAUGCUGCUGACAGCAGCCACCGACGUGCAAGCAGCAGCCUGAGGACGGUCAGGGAAGCUGUGAACAGUCGUGCCGUAAGGGACGACGCCUUCAUGACUGUUGCAGAGGGCGGGUUGGAGUGCUCAGAUUUUGAGCGUUAACGUAACGGAAAGCGACCAGAACGUCUGAUCUUGAGUCUACCGUAUCAGGAGAGUGCUCAGACCCCUCU
Molecule: messenger RNA, 2177 nt
Organism: Vitrella brassicaformis
Lineage: Eukaryota; Vitrellaceae
Source: the annotation of a GenBank genome assembly